GAUGUCUGUGCCUGAGUCGGUGCUACCAAAAGUACUGUACAGUGUAGUUUUUUAAGAGUUCCUCCCCCCAGAAGCUGCUCCGGGGGGCGGAGUGUUUCCAAAGUGCUGCGCGCCGGCUGAGGCGCUCCGUCGGCGGGCAGAGAUGGCGUGUUUGCUGGAGGCCCCUCUCCGCAUCAGCGUGCUCUCUGAAGUCAGCGCCACUAGUCGUCAUUAUGUUGACCGGCUGUUUGACCCUGACCCACAGAAAGUGCUGCAGGGAGUCAUUGACAUGAAGAAUGCUGUCAUUGGAAACAACAAGCAGAAGGCCAAUCUGAUUGUCCUCGGAGCUGUGCCGAGAUUACUCUACCUGCUCCAGCAGAGCCUGUCCAGUCUGGAGCUCCGGACAGAGUGUGCAGUGGUGCUGGGCAGCUUGGCCAUGGGCACCGAGAACAAUAUUAAGUCCCUGGUGGACUGCCACAUCAUCCCCGCCCUGCUCCAAGGUCUCCUGUGUCAUGACCUGGUCUUCAUUGAAGCUUGUCUUCGAUGUCUCAGAACAGUCUUCAUCAGUCCUGUCACCCCAGUGCAGCUGCUCUACACUGACUCCACUGUGAUUCCCCAUCUAAUGUCACUACUGAGCCGCUCCCAGAGAACCCAGGAAUACAUCACGCAGAUCUUCUCCCACUGUUGUAAGACGCCGGAGCACCAGACGGUUCUCUUCAAUCAUGGGGCCAUCCAGAAUAUUGCCCCUCUGCUCACCUCUUCCUCUUACAAGGUCCGGAUGCAAGCUUUAAAGUGUUUCUCAGUCCUGGCCUAUGAGAACUCUCAGGUCUCCUUGACACUGGUGAACGUGCUGGUGGACAGCGAGCUGCUCUCUCAGGUAUUUGUUAUAAUGAUGCAAAGGGAUCAGCCUGUUGAAAUGCAGCUAACAGCAGCUAAAUGUCUGACAUAUAUGUGUCGAGCAGGCGCCAUCAGAACGGACGACAGCUGCAUUGUCCUAAAAGCCCUGCCGUGUCUGGUGCGGAUGUGCAGUAAAGAGCACCUGCUGGAGGAGCGGGUGGAAGGUGCAGAGACUCUGGCCUAUCUGAUGGAGCCAGAUGUUGAGCUCCAGAGGAUUGCCAGCACCACCGACCACCUUGUGGCCAUGCUGGCCGACUACUUCAAGUACCCCAGCUCUGUGUCUGCAAUCACUGACAUCAAGAGGCUGGACCAUGACCUGAAACACGCCCAUGAACUGAGACAAGCUGCUUUCAAACUUUACGCCUCGCUCGGCUCCAAUGAUGAGGACAUUCGGAAAAAGAUCACAGAGACGGAGAACAUGAUGGACAGGAUAGUCAGUGGCCUAUCGGAAUCCAGCAUUAAAGUCCGCCUAGCAGCUGUCAGGUGUCUUCACAGUCUUUCACGGUCAGUGCAGCAGCUGAGGACCAGUUUUCAUGACCAUGCCGUUUGGAAACCCCUCAUGAAGCUGUUGCAGAAUGCCCCGGAUGAAGUUCUGGUCAUGGCCUCUUCUACACUAUGCAACCUGUUACUGGAGUUCUCACCGAGCAAAGAGCCCAUUCUGGAGUCUGGCGUGAUUGAGCUCCUGUGCAGUCUGACGCAGAGUGAGAGUCCGGCUCUGAGAGUCAACGGGAUCUGGGCCCUGAUGAAUAUGGCAUUCCAGGCGGAUCAGAAGGUAAAGGUGGAGAUUGUUCGCUGUCUGGGUACGGAGCAGCUGUUCCGGCUGCUCUUGGACCCAGACACCAACGUGCUGAUGAAGACACUUGGUUUGCUACGGAACCUACUGUCAACACGUCCGCAUAUCGACCAGAUCAUGAGCUCUCACGGGAAGCAGAUCAUGCAGGCCGUGACCCUCAUCCUGGAGGCGGAGCAUAACAUAGAGGUCAAAGAACAGACACUGUGUAUCUUAGCUAACAUCGCUGAUGGUAACACCGCCAAGGAACUGAUCAUGACCAAUGACGACAUGCUGCAGAAAAUCAAGUACUACAUGGGUCAUACAAAUGUGAAGCUCCAGCUCGCUGCCACCUUCUGUGUCUCCAACCUCAUCUGGAAUGAGGAAGAUGGUUCUCAGGAGCGCCAGGACAAGCUGAGGGAGAUGGGCUUUGUGGACGUUUUGCACAAACUCAGCCAAGCCUCCGACCCCAACCUCAGUGACAGGGCAAAGACCGCGAUGCAGCAGUACCUUGCAUGACCACAGAGGGGAGCCAUCCUCCUUUCUCAACCUACCUAACGGUUGUCAUGAGGACGCCUGUGGUUGGACGUUUCAUGUUGAUUUACCUCCAGGCUCCUUCUGUUGCACAGACACGCCUCGCCCCCUGUACCCCACCCAGAACCACCAGAACCGCCCUCGAUCUCCAGACUCUGGAACUGUGGAUGUUGGAGAAUCAGUCAUUUGGUGGGCAGGGCAAUCAUGUUUUUGCGGGGUGGGUGAAAACAAAUGUGAUUGAGUACAGCAGCUUGACCAGUGCCACCUUGUGGCAGGGAGGCCUUGGUGCAUCUGAACUCUUGUCAGCAGAGACCUGAUCCGGUUUGGCACCGAAGCGGACGUGCGGGAGAACAAUCUUCCCCCUUUAAUUUUAAGGACGUUAAAGACACUUUAAGGCUUCACACGGACACAUUUGGAAAAACACAGAACUCUGGGUGUGCUUUUUGUGGAAACAUACCUCGUACAUAUAUAAAUAUAAAUAUAUAUAUAUAAAUAUACACAUGAAUAUAUUUUUGAAAUGUUUAUUUCCUUGGAUCCUGCCUUUGGACAGAUUUCCUUUGAACUUGGAUUCUUGGCACAGUAUGAAUCUGCUGUGUGAUUGAAAGUUUGACUCCAUGAAAUACUUUGUAAUUUAUGUUUGUUUGUUUGUUUGUUUUUUUGGGGGGGGACUUUGUGUGUGUACUUAACUCCUCCCCUUUUCAAAGUCAUUGAUUCAUAGGAGCAGCAGCUGCAGCUUUUCUGAAAUCUGUGAUCCUGAUGGGAAGAAAUGUCCCGCUCACAGUGCUAACAGAGCUAAAUGCUAACAGGCGUGUUGAUGUCCUCACAGUUUAAUAUGUCCGCAUUACGUCUGUGGGUGUGUCCAAAGUGAGGGGGGCAUCAGCCCACAGUGUUGAUGUUAGGACAGAUGAAGUGUUGGGAUAAAAUCUGGUUUGGCGCUGAAGCCCGGUGGCACAAACUGCGUCCACAGCAGCAGAAUAAACGGCUUCAUCCCGCUGGAA
Molecule: messenger RNA, 3177 nt
Organism: Thalassophryne amazonica
Lineage: Eukaryota; Metazoa; Chordata; Actinopteri; Batrachoidiformes; Batrachoididae
Gene: armc8
Product: armadillo repeat containing 8
Exons: 22
Coding region: 143-2164 (673 amino acids)
Biological process (GO): proteasome-mediated ubiquitin-dependent protein catabolic process
Cellular component (GO): GID complex
Molecular function (GO): protein binding
Source: RefSeq, a predicted model, not a curated record